Messenger RNA from Electrophorus electricus (electric eel), 3225 nucleotides. It is a transcript of the gene ctdp1, whose product is annotated as CTD (carboxy-terminal domain, RNA polymerase II, polypeptide A) phosphatase, subunit 1. Gene Ontology annotation, molecular function: RNA polymerase II CTD heptapeptide repeat phosphatase activity. Gene Ontology annotation, cellular component: nucleus. The record is from RefSeq and is a predicted model, not a curated record. NCBI's taxonomy places the organism in Eukaryota, Metazoa, Chordata, Actinopteri, Gymnotiformes, Gymnotidae.
AAGACCGACCAGAUCUAAACCUUUGUCUGUAUACAUUUUAUAGAUACUGGUUGACUGACUGGGUUUCGUGUAGUUGCGUUGCUGUUCUCUAUUUGGAGUUUGCAGAGUGCGCUGCCGUCUUUUUUGUCAUUUUCCCUACGCGGUUCAGAAAGGUUGCUUUAAAAGGCAUGGAGGGUCCGGCUGACUCCGGCGGUGACAGUGCGGCUCCAUUCGGAUCAGCGGUCCGAGUGACGGACAUCUGCUGCCCCUCCGGAGCGCGACACAUGCGCUUGUUGGAAUGGAAAGUGAAACCCGGAGCGUUGGUUAAUGUUGACUCUGUUAUUGCACUCUGUGUAGCUGUCCCCACGAUGGGAGAGUUUGGGUCAGAGGAGCGGAAUCAGCAGAACAGAUUAAUAUUACCAGAGAAGAAAGUAAAAUCAGAUCGAGCAGGAGUAGUGAGGGAGCUGUGCUGUGAACUCGGACAGCUCCUAUCCCCUGGGGAUGUUAUAGUGAGAAUAGAAGAAUGCAGCCAUCCCAUUGUGAUGAAAGGUCUGUGUGCUGAAUGUGGCCAGGACUUAACACAGCUGCAAAACAAGAAUGGAAAGCAGCAGGCACACAUUUCUACAGCAACUGUUUCCAUGGUACACAGUGUUCCAGAGUUGAUGGUCAGUUCAGAGCAAGCGGAACAGCUUGGCAGGGAGGACCAGAAAAGACUCCACAGAAACAGAAAGCUUGUGCUCAUGGUGGAUUUGGAUCAGACUCUGAUCCACACAACAGAGCAGUGCUGCCAGCGCAUGUCCAACAAGGGAAUCUUCCAUUUCCAGCUUGGCAGGGGUGAACCCAUGCUGCACACACGUCUUAGGCCUCAUUGCAAAGAGUUUUUGGAGAAGAUUGCCAAGAUGUAUGAAUUGCAUGUCUUUACCUUUGGGAGUCGACUUUAUGCACACACUAUUGCAGGGUUUCUGGAUCCUGAAAAAAACCUUUUUUCUCAUCGGAUUCUAUCAAGAGAUGAGUGUAUUGACCCGUUCUCGAAGACUGGGAAUCUUAGAAAUUUGUUCCCAUGUGGCGACUCCAUGGUAUGUAUCAUAGAUGAUAGAGAGGAUGUGUGGAAGUUUGCCCCCAACCUUAUCACAGUGAAAAAGUAUGUCUACUUCAAGGAAACGGGUGACAUCAAUGCUCCACCAGGGUCGCGAGAGACCCAGCUGGCAAAGAAAAGUACAGGAAACCAGCCUAAUCAGAAUAUAGAGAACUUGGACCGCUCUGGAACACCAGGAUAUGAAGAGCAGAGUACUAUGCUCAGGAAAUGCAACAAGAUACAAAAGGCUGAACAUGAGGAUGUGUUGACCUUUGUUUCUGAUACACAAGCAGCAUCAGCCAGAGAGAGAACUCGUAUCAUGGGGAAAAUCCAGACAACAGAAAGCUCACGGCUGAGUGACAGAUAUAUUGUUAAGGGGGUGGAGGCAGGUUGUUUGGCUAGAACGAGUACCUCAGCUGAAACGGUAGACAAAGAGCAUAUGACUGAAACUGAUGGUACUGGUAAUGACAUGGGUUUUGAGCUUUCAAGUGAGAGUGACGGUGAAUCAGAGAAACCCGGACUGCCACUCAGUGAUAAUGAACAGCUCCCAGAAACCAGAAAAAUCAAUAAAACAAAAAUUGAUGAGGACUAUGGGGGUGGAGGGGGAAAUGACAGACAAAUAGAGGCCGAGGAAACCAUAGAUGUGGAUCAGGGGGGUCUGAGUGAUGCUUUAAAUGGAUGUACUGACAAGAAGGAAAUAGAGUCCCAAAACAGUGAUCAGUCAGGCAUUGCUACGGGUGAAGAGUCUUUAGACCACAGUUUGGAAGAUGAUGAUGAAGAGGAGGAAGAAGAUGUAGAUCAAGAUGAUCACUUGAUUUACCUAGAAGAGGUCUUGACCCGUAUUCACAAUGAGUAUUAUUCACGCUACGACACUUACCUCAGAGAGAAUAAUCUUGAGAUGCCAGAUAUUCGCAAAAUUGUCCCUGAGCUGAAGAGCAUGUCCUUAUUAGGCACCACCAUUGUGUUCAGUGGCUUGUACCCCACAAAUUACCCCAUGGAGCGAACACGGGAAUUCUACCAUGCCAAGGCACUUGGUGCCAAGAUCAGCAAGAGCCUGGUGCUUAAUGCCAAAGAUCCUGAUCACGCAACCCACCUCAUUGCAGCACGUGCAGGCACAGAGAAGGUUCGUCAAGCCCAGGGCAUUAAGCAUCUGCAUGUGGUAAAUCCUGAUUGGCUUUGGGGAUGCCUGGAGCGCUGGGAAAGAGUGGAGGAGAAGCUCUUCCCACUUAAGGAGGACUACACCAAGUCACAGAGGUGUAACAGCCCAUCAACAUUUUCUGAUAUUCAAGAAGUGUUCUCAUCAGCUGUGAUCCACCAUGCUCCCGUUCAGCCCAAAUUCACACUGGUGCCGGAGGUUCGCACAUAUGAUCCUGUAACUGGGAAGUUGAUUCGCAGGAGUUUUCAGGCACCUUGCCACCCUUCCUACCUACAUCCCCACAAAAUGGUUGUGAAAGCACCUACACCUGAAGCACAUUUAAACUUCAGGUUAGGACUGGGAUGUCAGCUGCAAGGGGAGAUUGAUGGCACAGAUCAAGAUCUUGAACAACCUGGGCCCUCACGCAGAAAACGACAGCCAAGCAUGUCUGAAACCAUGCCCCUCUACACACUCUGCAAAGAGGACCUAGAAAGCAUGGACAAAGAGGUGGAUGAUAUUCUUGGAGAGGAGAGUGAUAAUGAGAAUGAGGAACAAGGGAAGGAAGAGAGAAUGGAUGAAGAGGAGGAACAAGAACAGGAAAAAACACAGACCAGUAAGCAGAGUGCCAAAACAGAUCACCAACAGGCCCUGAGCACUUUUGUUCAGGGUACAAUCCUGAUGCCAUCCAGUGAAGAAAGCAGUCUGACUGGAACCAUGCAAAGGAGCCGCAAGAGAAAACUCGAGGAGGCUAAGGAAAAUGAUGAUGAUGAAGCUGCUGAUGACAACUUUAACCAACAUGAAGACUUGUCUAGGCAGUCUAGCAAGGACUCGAAUGAGGAUGAGGGAGGCAGCAGCUCAGAAGCAGAUGAGAUGGCUGCUGCUUUAGAGGCAGAGUUAAAUGACUUCAUUUGACCUGGGAGUGGAUCUACAUCUACAGGAGCAAUAUUUAUCAUGGUUCAUGCUGCCUUUGCUCACACAUGGUACCUCAGCUAUAUGAAUAAAUGUAUAGAUGUAUGUGUGUGCAUGAUUGUACGCA